GGAGGAGGAGGAGGAGGAGUUCCGGAGGAAGAAAGUCCGUUUUCUCCAGAAAAGCGGUGGAAGUGUGGAGGAAGAGGACUCGGGGCAGAAGGUGGGAAGGCGUUGCGAAGCUCCAGAACAGGAAGUCAGAUUGCGUGGCGUGGUGAAAUCAGUCCGCUGGUCCUCAGCUCCGCAGCUGUGUGUUCUCCUGAGGCGGGCCGAGCCGCAGACCGCCGCCGCCAUGUCCCGCUACCUGAGGUACUUCACCACGGUGGGCGACGAGCAGCCGGGGCCGUGGCAGGAGGACCAGGAGGACCAGGAGCUGCACCGGGCCAGCGAGGAGCUGAGCCCGGCCUCGGGAGUCCUCCCAGCAUCGCUGAGCUUCAGGGACGCUCUCAAGAGGCUCUACAGCUCCGAGCGCUUCCAGAUCUUGGUGGUGUGUCUGGUGGUCCUGGAUGCGUUCUUCGUCCUGGCCGAGCUCCUCAUCGAUCUGUCCGUCAUCAAGCUGGAACAUGGCCACAUCGCCCCGGAGGUGUUUCACUACCUGAGCCUGGCUCUUCUCACCUUCUUCAUGGUGGAGCUGGGCGGGAAGCUGUUCGCGUACCGUCUGGAGUUCUUCCAGCACAAGUUCGAGGUGUUUGACGGCCUGGUGGUGGUGGUCUCCUUCGUGCUGGACGUGGUCUUCAUCUUCCACGAGGACGCCUUCGACGGGAUGGGACUCCUCAUCCUGCUGCGGCUCUGGAGGGUGGCCCGGAUCAUCAACGGGAUCCUGGUGUCGGUGAAGACCCGAGCGGACCAGAGGGUCCACAAGCUGAAGGAGAGCUACGACCACCUGGUGGCUCGAGUGACGGAGCUGCAGGAGCGCAGCGACAAGCUGGAACAAGAGAACCACAAGCUGCAGGCGCUCCUGAAGAAGAACGGCAUCGACUUCUGAACCGUCCCUCCCCUCCACUCCUCCAGUGUCAGUAGCUGUACAGCUUGUCUUUGGUCUGUAUUAUUAGAGCUUUUAUAUAUAUGAACUAUCUAAAUGCCUCAGUCGCCACUCUAAUGUUUAAAGGAUCAAAGUGUCGGGGGUGUCAAGAUAUAGUCCAGGAGCUGGAUCCCAAAGGGGAGAAAUCAAAAGAAAACUUUGAUUUUUGAUCCAAGAGAGCUGAUGGAAAAUCAAACGCUGUCAGUUGUCGGUCAUUUUACUGCAUGUUUCAGUCACCGUUAAAUCUGGUAAAGCGUUAAAACGUAGAGCAGAAGGGCAAAAGCUGUCCUGAUCUUGGUUUUCAGUAUGAGUACAGACUGUGAAAGCGGGGCCUCACGAUCCUUCCGAUUUUUUGAGUUUUCAGCAGGAGGUGUCAGAAAACCUCCC
This is a messenger RNA of Salarias fasciatus (jewelled blenny), 1336 nucleotides long. RefSeq names its product hydrogen voltage-gated channel 1 (gene hvcn1). Lineage: Eukaryota; Metazoa; Chordata; Actinopteri; Blenniiformes; Blenniidae. Gene Ontology annotation, biological process: proton transmembrane transport. Gene Ontology annotation, cellular component: plasma membrane. The transcript is spliced from 6 exons. The coding region runs from base 221 to 913 and encodes 230 amino acids. Gene Ontology annotation, molecular function: voltage-gated proton channel activity. The record is from RefSeq and is a predicted model, not a curated record.